This is a messenger RNA of Spinacia oleracea (spinach), 2284 nucleotides long. RefSeq lists its product as uncharacterized. The record is from RefSeq and is a predicted model, not a curated record. Gene Ontology annotation, biological process: regulation of transcription by RNA polymerase II. The coding region runs from base 387 to 2033 and encodes 548 amino acids. Gene Ontology annotation, cellular component: RNA polymerase II transcription regulator complex. NCBI's taxonomy places the organism in Eukaryota, Viridiplantae, Streptophyta, Magnoliopsida, Caryophyllales, Amaranthaceae. Gene Ontology annotation, molecular function: DNA-binding transcription factor activity, RNA polymerase II-specific; RNA polymerase II transcription regulatory region sequence-specific DNA binding; protein dimerization activity. The transcript is spliced from 6 exons.
UAUUUUUAUCAAACUAAUUAAUAAUCACUUUUUCCUUUUUCUUAUUUUCUUUCCUCUUCUUCCUCAUCUUCCUUCUUUUGCACCAUUUUAAUGGUGCGCAUAUGCUACCUUCUCAUUCCAAAAUUUCACCAUUUCUUUAAUCUUAAUCAAUAACUAAUCCAUACCCAAUAUUAAUUAAUUAAUUAAUACUUAAUUAAUUAAUUACUUAAUCAAUUAAUAUAAUUAAUUAAGAGUUCUUUUUGCUUGCAAAGAGGGAUUUGUAUGGAAUCUCCCACUUCAUAAAAAAGAUCUCAAACCCUAACCACCAAAUCUCCUCCCCAUUUCUUCCCUAAUUCAUUGAACCAAAUCUUUUUUUCCACAAUCAUUUUUAUUUGAUCUUGAUCUCCAUGUUUCCUUUUCAAAGUGGUGAGUUGUCUUUCCAAGUUUCUAAUAAUAAUUUGGAAGAUUCUAAUUUUCUUUAUAACCAACUUGAGCAAAAUGUGAGUGUUCCUACUACUACCACUACUAACCUUCUAGAAAAUCCUCAACAUGGUCUUAAUCCAUGUUUAAAGAGCUCAAAAACUCGAAAAUCGCGGUCCGAAAAGUCUAUCCAAGAUAAUAAUAACAAUGGAGAUGAGAUUAAUGGGAAUGAUAAUGCAAACAAGAAGGUUAUUCAUCGAGAAGUCGAACGCCAACGACGGCAAGAAAUGUCUAAUCUUUAUUCUUCCCUUCGUUCCCUUCUUCCUAUGGAGUAUGUUAGGGGAAAAAGAUCGGUAUCGGAUCACCUAACGGAGGCAACAAGGUACAUCAAAGACUUGGAGAAGAAUGUUAAGGAACAAGGAGAGAAAAGAGACAAUCUUAAACACUCAUUUUCUUCAUUAGAAAACCAAAUAAAUAAUAAAAGAGAUAAUUUUCAAUGUUCAUCAUCAACUAGUACUACUACCUCCGCCAGUAGUAGUACUAGUGAUUAUAAUGUGAGCAUUCACAAAUUCUCAAGAACAAUUCAGAUCGAAAUCACGGCCGGAGUUGAAGAUGAAGAUCCUUACCCUAUUUCAAAAAUACUCAAAUUGUUAGCACAACAAGGGUUUGAUGUUGUUAGUUGUGUUACUUCUAAACUUAAUCAAAGGUGGAUUUACGUGAUUUAUUGUGAGGUUGAUGAUGUUACAUCGGUAGAUUCGUGUCAUUUGCAAGAGAAAUUGAUGAGUGUAGUUUCUUCAAAUGAUACAUUAUUUGAUCUGAUCUUUCCUAAAAUCAGAACAAAACAACAAAAAAUGUUCCCUUUCCAGCAAAGUUGUGAGCUGUCUUUCAAGAUUAGUGAUGAAGGGGACCAAUUUGAUGAACUAACCAACUUUGAACAAGAUCAGAUUAUAAUGGACAAUAAUGCUUCUGUUGGAGGCCUCAAUAAUACUCAAGGAAGAGGUCGAGGUCGUGGUCGUGGUCGAGGCCGGGGCCGAACAUUAUCAUCAUCAUUAUUAGCUGGUAUUAGUGAUAAUACUAAUACCAAUACUAAUAAUGAUGAUGAAAAUGAGAGAAAGGUUUUGCAUAGAGAGUAUGAACGUCAAAGGAGGCAAGAAAUGGCUAAUCUUUAUCAUUCUCUUCGGUUAACCCUACCUCCUGAAUCGAUACAGGGAAAGAGAUCAAUAAGUGAUCAUGUAGAUGAAGCUGUAAAUUACAUCCAACACUUGAAGAAGAAUGUAAAGGAUCUUGAAGAGAAGAGAGAUGAGCUUAAAAACUCGAUCGAAUCGAGUAUUUCGACUAAUGAAUUAGGUGGAUCAAGCAAUUCUUCAAGAGUAAUUACAGGCAUUAUUGUACUAAUCAGAGAAUCUGUAGUUGGUUUUGAGAUAGAGAUUAGUGUUGGUUAUGAAGACGAAGGCCGGUUUUCGCUUGCAAGAGCUCUUCAAGUAGUUUUUGAUGAAGGACUUGAGGUUGUUAGUUGCACUUCAACCAAGUUUAAUGAAAGAGUAAUUCACCAUUUGCAAUGUCAGGUGGCAAACACAACAUGCAUUGAUGUGAAUCGGCUACAACAGAGACUGAUGAACGACCAUGUUUGCUGAUCAAAUGUUAUACGCCCAUACUCCAUAUAUAACUUCUUAAGGGCCGUGACUUAAUCUGGAACGGAGGGAGUAUCAUGCAAUAUGUGUUACACAUAUGUUCAUUUUAUUGUUCUUUUUGUUACUUAGGCAAUGUAAUGUUACUGGAGUAGGAAGGGUGUGUAACAAAUAUAGUUGUAUAUAUAAAUGUGUGAGCGAAAUCAAAGAAAUUUGUUUAUUCUUACCGAAACCGAAUAAAGUAAAACUUCCUUUCA